UCUUAAAAUUAUAAAGGGAAUGGAUGGAAAACUUGUUUCAUUACGGAUACUUUUGUCUUCCUUUUUUUAUUGGAUCAGAUGUCAAAAUGACAACAGUGGAAAAAGUCAUUAAAACAACAAUCCGAGCAGUAACCCAGGAUCUUUACACACUGCUGUGUAUCUCACUUGUAAGACCAUGACUGACAUGGUUCUGCUCUGAAGGCAACGAAUAACACUGAGGGCAGAGCAGCGGUGACGUAGGAGUCAUUGCUCCAACCUGCUCUUCUCUCAGUGCGCUCAUCAGACAUUUUGCUUCAGACAAGUGAGUUGCAAACAUCUGAACGCAAAACUUAUCCGGAGAGCCCUUCAGUCAUUGCUGACAUCCUCAUCCUCUAAUUCAACAGAUACCAGCAUGCAUCCCUUAAGUGGUGUCUUUGGCUCUUUCACUGUGUUUGGAGCCCUACUGUUGUUGCCCUUGACAUGUCUCGGCACCAUGCUGACCGUGAUUGGAAUCUGCAUAGCCUGGAGGGGCUCUUGGAAGUUCUUGCAUGUGGCGCUACAUACCUUCAAAAGAGACAUUGUGUGUUUGUUUGUUAUACUGCGAGUAAAGUUUGCAAUGUACCAAAGUGCCAGAAAAAGGAGAACCAUACCUGUUUUGUUUGCCAAGACAGUCGCACGGCACCCACACAAACCAGCGCUUAUCUAUGAGCCCACUGGAGAGGCUUGGACUUUCCGGGAACUGCAGGAGCGGUGCAAUGCUGUGGCUCACUGGGCGCUGAGACAAGGGUGGGGAGAGGGGGACGUGGUAGCAUUGUACAUGGAAAGUUGCCUUUUAUUGGUGGCUUUGUGGUUGGGUCUCGCUAUGGUGGGUGUGGAGGCUGCACUCAUCAACUACAACCUGCGCUGGAAAUCACUGCAGCACUGUGUUAGUGCGUCCAGGGCGCGGGCUUUGGUGUUUGGCGGUGAGCUAACUGAAGCUGUGUUUGCGGCGAGAGAAUCUCUGCAUUCCGACAUGGUUUUGUUUCGAAAUGGUGAACAGUCAGGUGACGAGAGGUUUGGGUGUCUGAAAGCUGGGAAUCUGGAUGACCUGCUGGCACAUGCACCCAAGCACCCACCCAGCUACACCCCUGACAAGGAAUUUAACGACAGACUUUUCUACAUUUACACAUCUGGUACAACAGGAAUGCCAAAAGCAGCUGUGGUGGUUCACAGUCGUUAUUACCGCAUUGCUGCGUUUGGUUUUCAUGCUUUUGGCUUGCGAAAUGAUGAUGUCAUCUACAACUGUCUGCCUCUAUAUCACUCUGCAGGAACUAUAAUGGGUGUAGGGCAAAGUUUGCUGUUUGGUUUGACAGUUGUCAUCAGAAAUAAGUUCUCAGCCAGUAGGUUCUGGGAUGAUUGUGUCAAACACAACUGCACAGUAAUCCAAUAUAUAGGAGAGAUUUGUCGAUACUUGUUAGCCCAACCGAUUCACUCAUCCGAGGGACAGCACCAGGUCCGUGUUGCCAUUGGUAACGGCCUCCGUCCAUCCGUGUGGGAGGAGUUUGUUCGGAGAUUCAGAAUAAAACGUGUUGGGGAAUUUUACGGUGCCACAGAGUGCAACUGCAGCCUUGUCAACAUUGAUGGAAAGGUGGGUGCAUGUGGCUUCAAUAGUCGUAUCCUGCCAAGCUUUUACCCCAUCAGACUGGUCAGAGUACAGGAAGACAAUGGAAAACUGCUCAGAGAUGUGCAGGGACUCUGUAUACCCUGUCAGCCUGGUGAACCAGGGAUGUUAGUGGGCCGCAUCAACGAUAAGGAUCCACUCAGAAGAUUCGAUGGCUAUGCUGACCAGGAUUCCACCAAUCAGAAAAUAGUACACAAUGUCUUCAAGACGGGGGACUCAGCUUACGUCUCAGGUGAUAUACUGGUGAUGGACGAUUAUGGCUACAUGUACUUCAGAGACCGCUGCGGUGACACCUUUCGCUGGCGAGGGGAGAAUGUUUCCACCACGGAGGUGGAGGGGGUCCUCAGUGGCCUGUUGGGACACACUGAUGUCGCCGUCUAUGGAGUUUGUGUGCCAGGUGUGGAGGGGAGGGCUGGUAUGGCAGCAAUAGCACAUGGAGGAGGCCAGUUUGACCCAGAGGCCUUCUUGUCCGUUGUCCAAAAAGCUCUCGCCCCUUACGCUCGUCCGGUCUUUCUGCGACUUAUGCCAGCUGUAGACACUACAGGCACCUUUAAGAUUCAGAAGAUGCGGCUGCAGAAAGAAGGUUACAAAUCACAAAACUCAAGAGAGAAGAUCUAUUUUCUUAACAGCCCUCUUGGGUGUUAUGAGGCUGUCACUGAUGAAUUGUAUGACUCGAUUAUGGCAGGACGUGUGCGUCUAUGAGACUGAAGAGACAGACAUUGUUAACCACAACAAAUGAUUUUUUUGUAUCCUCGCAGAAGGUAUUUAAGAGCAAUAAAAAUGGAUUUAUGAAUAUGAAUUUGUUUUAGUAUAGUUUGAGAGAGGUACUUUACACCCUUAAGCAUUUAAGUUCAGUUCUCGGAUAAGGAGUUUAACCAUGCCUUCACAUUUUAAGGGGGGUCAAAUGGUAAAAGAUGAAGCAUCUGUUUUUUGCAAAAUCCAACAAGCAUCCAUUAUAGAAGCGUUUUGUGGUUAUUAGUAGCUGUUCACUGUGUUGAAAAAUUAGUGUUCAGUGCUAGAGUCAUCGUUUUAUUCUCCAGCCAAUUUAGCACCAUCUAGUGAGCAAAAGGAGCAUCACUGCAAGUCCAUGCUAUGGAAUUCCAGGAUAGGGGAAAAGCUAUUGGGGCACUUCAAGAAAGAGAAAAUGGCAUAAAAUCUGGAUUUCUUUUUGCUUGUACUCUUCCCGUAUAGUUUUCUAAAUCAUUUCUUGGUUGUGUAUUCAUGAAUGAUUUCACUGAGCCGGUUCAUAAUCUCACCUCAACAGUGUUAAAUAGGGUUGAGGUAAGGCUUCUCUUCCCCAACAAACUCACACAAUCAUGGACUGUGUUUUGUUCAUGAGAUCCAGUCAUCAAAACGAGGGAAGAAUCCCUGACAUUCAUCCAAUCUGUGAACUGCGUUAUGCAGCCUUCUGCGACUAAAUGCUGCUAUACUGUCAUGUGUGUAUGUGUGUGCGCGCGCACACGUAUGAGUGAGCUAUAAUUCAUGUAUAAGGCCUCUGUUUCCAAAAUGUAUUUACAAAGGGUGAGAAAAUGGCCAAGCUACGGUAACGGGAAAGCUUUGGAAUGAAAUUGUAGGCAACAGCCAUGACAGGUCUGCUCUCACUUGAUGACUUUGUACAACUGCUUGGCUUCGUGACAGCCUUGUAACCCUAAGAAAGAGUAAUAACCAGGGAGACUGUGUGCGCUCGCUGUGGGAAAGUGGUUUUAUACAUCACUGUUGAUGGGACAAAUGCCCGCCCCCUACCUCAAUUAUUCUUUGUGGUGUUGAAUAACAGGGAGCGGGACCGUGAAUAACUGUUGUGAUAAGGUCUUGCAACUUUUUAAAGUUAAAGAAACCAGUUCAGUUUAAUGUUAUUAAGAUUGUCUUUUUUUAUGAUACAAAUGAAAGACACAUUGCUUGAUGUUAUAACAGUGUGCUUUCCUAGCAGAGAAUUUCCACAAACAUUGAAUUGAGGGCACUUGUCUUGGUUCUUCUCAAUACCCAUGAAGAGUCCCGUUGCCUCGAUUCAACUUCUGCGGAUAUUGUGUUAUGAAAACACAGGUGCGGAUUACCAUGACCCAGAUGCCCGAGAAUAUACAAAUGCAUAACUGACAAAACAACAUGUGGAUGCCAGAUUUCUUCUUGCAGUCAACUGAGGUCACAAAAGUAAAUUAUGUCCUCCAUGUCUGCAUAUUGUUUACGUGAAGACUGUCCACUUUGCUUUGAUACUCAAGGGACCAUACAGGCGCUGACUCAUCGUCAGGAAAUGAAACCGGGAGCUUUGGAGGAACCAAAUUGCGGUGGUGGGGGAUCGACAUAUGAAGGCACUUUGAUCUGGCUCAGAUGGAAUGUACCAAAUGAAAGCAAGGAACACUGGAUUGUAAAUUUGGUGGGACAGGUGUUAAGGGCAUUAGUCUUAACAGGAUGCCAACUAGAAAUUUGUGAGAUGUGUGGAAGGCACUGAUAAUGGGAAAAUGUAAAGUGUGUUGCAAAGACAAAGUGUGUCUAAUUCAUCUUGCAGUGACGUGUUGGCUUUUAUGACCAUAGAUUUACAAUCCCAUCAUGUCCUGAUGCUAAUUCAUUGCAUUUGUCACUUUUAUGACCUCACUUGUCUUUCAUCAUCUGAAAGCGCAAUUGAAUUUACUUCGAUAAUAAUCUCCAAGCACUGUAUAUUGUUGUACUAUAAAUUCUAAGUUGGUAGUUAGCUACUGUCAGGUGUCAUUAGGUUUGUAAAAUACAACUAUGCUAAUUCUUGGCUUUGGGCACACGAAGUUCAGAAAACAAUAUCGUCGAAGAGUAGUUAAAAAGUGACAUUUCAUAGUGUACAUUACGAUGCAACAAUGGCGGGCUGUACAUUUAGUACCACGGGCUUCAGUGGGCACAUCCCUAACUUAGUCCACCUCUUAACGACACUCACAUGUUGCAGUUAUAGAAACCAUCAAUAACAGCAUGCAACAAUUCCAUGUACGCCAUGCGGAGCAGUUUGAUAUAAAAAUGUAUCGAAUGACAUCACAAAAUGUAAAACAUGAUAAUCUUCAUCAUAUUCACCAAAGAUGCUGAUUAUAAAAUAUAGAUAUGUGUGCAGAUGGCCACAGAUGCCAAAGUUGGCUGUAAAAAGUUUUUCUCUGACCAUCCUAUCAAAAGUGAUUGUGAAGGCAGAUUAUUAUUAUUAUCAUUAUUUGAACAUUGCUCAAUGGCAUUCGUUAUUCAUGAGCUACUUUCAUCAAUAAUAAUCACGAAAUAAUAAUUACAUUACACAUAAUAAAUGUCACACAAUGAAAGGUUUUUGUUCUCUGAUUGCGCAUACUGUACACACUGUCAACAACAGGUUUUGUUGACAGUAUCAUGUUGUCGACGUGCAAGCUGUUAGAGCAAGUCUGAAUCAGUCGGACAUGUUAUCUCUUGUAGGCAACACCCCUUCCUCAUGCAGAGGGGCCCGUCAACUGCUAUCAUGAGUUUUAUUUUGUGUGAUUUGAGGAUU
Syngnathoides biaculeatus (alligator pipefish) is the source of this 5099-nucleotide messenger RNA. RefSeq names its product long-chain fatty acid transport protein 1-like. Lineage: Eukaryota; Metazoa; Chordata; Actinopteri; Syngnathiformes; Syngnathidae. The record is from RefSeq and is a predicted model, not a curated record. Gene Ontology annotation, biological process: adiponectin-activated signaling pathway; phosphatidic acid biosynthetic process; phosphatidylcholine biosynthetic process. Gene Ontology annotation, molecular function: long-chain fatty acid transmembrane transporter activity; long-chain fatty acid-CoA ligase activity; fatty acid transmembrane transporter activity. The transcript is spliced from 14 exons. Gene Ontology annotation, cellular component: mitochondrial inner membrane; plasma membrane. Bases 392 to 2341 code for a protein of 649 amino acids.